GGCACCAGUUGCUCACUCCACACAUAUAUCCUGUGUUCAGUCCAUCAGCGGCUUAUUUGGGAGAUAAAACUUAAGAUUUAAAAAAAAAAAAAAAAUACCACAUCAAAUCUGCCUUUUGUGUGAGGAUUGUAAAGUUCAUUGGAGUUCUUUUAGGUGACACCAUUCAUGCAGGGAUAACUGUCAAACAAAACACUUAAACAAAAACUAACAGACUCUGAGAGAAUUCUGCAGGGAAGAUUAAAACUUCACGAUGAGUGCUAAGAAGAGCGUUUCGCUGCCGUCCGACAGCGUAGAGCUGUACGUCAAAGCUGGCUGGGACGGGCAGAGUUACGGGGCCUGUCCAUUCUGUCAGCGCUUCUACAUGAUCCUCGACUUGAAGGCCAAGUACGGUGCCCUCAACUACAAGGUGAUCACCGUGAACAUGGCGCGGCCGCCGCCCGAUUUCAAGAAGUAUGCCAACAAGCUGCCCGUCAUCCGGCACGAAGACGAGGUGGUCAUGGACUCGGACGAGAUCGUACAGUACAUCGACGAGAACUUCCCAAGCCCGGACCUGCGCUACACGAACCUGCAGGCGCAUACGGUGUGUCUCGACAUCUUCUCCAAGUUCUCCUUCUUCGUGAAGAAUGUCAGCCACAACCACGAGCCGCUACUGAAGGAGCUGCAUGCCUUGGACUCCUUCAUGCAAGGAGCCGGCACGCGCUUCCUGUGCAGCGACAAGCUGACACACCUGGACUGCCUCAUGCUGCCCAAGCUGCAGCAUAUUCGCGUGGCUUCCAAGGCAUUCAAGGACUUCGACUUCCCUCCAGGCCUGACGGGUCUGUGGUCUUACCUCAGAAACGCCUAUGCCGACGAAACGUUCCGCAAGACGUGUCCGUCGGAUCAGGAGAUUGUUCAUCACUGGAGUUCCAAAAGGGAGACAACCUGUCUGCCGGAUGGCAAGAAGCGUUACUAUACGGUGGAGUCGGCGCCUGUGUAUUCAUUAGAUGUGCCGCAGAUGAAUGGGCAAGUGUUUUAGUUCUCUUUACAAACAUUGCAUGAGGGUUGUUUUUGUUUUUUUUCAAUAUGUGUACAUACUUGUAUAGUAUGUAGAUGAUGAACAGCUUGAACAUCAGAAGAUGUUUUUAAUACUUUUUAAAGAUGCAGUAUGGAUUUCAGAUUUGUUUUGUUUUUAAAUCCUAUAUUGUUGUGACUCGUGAAACUGUGUUGUUGCAUACAAGUAGAUGUAUUGUUUUUUAAAGUUAAUUUUGAAAAGUUGGGGUGUUUUUUUGUAAAUGUUGGUUGAUACAUGUAGUGCUAAUAAUACAUGUAUAAUAUAUUGUUGCCAUAAUAUUUAUUCUAUAAAUACAUUGGAAUAUGGAAUAUGAUGCAUGUAUGUUAGCUAUUAAUAUUAUGAGUUAAUAUUUAAUCUCAUAAUUUUCUUUUAUUUGUUGUUAAUUCAUAUCAUCAUAUGCUAUUUUUAGUUUUUUUAAAAAUCAAAGUAGCUGAUAAAUUCCAGUUUUAAAAUUUUAAACUUAUGUCACAAAGGA
Molecule: messenger RNA, 1526 nt
Organism: Gigantopelta aegis
Lineage: Eukaryota; Metazoa; Mollusca; Gastropoda; Neomphalida; Peltospiridae
Product: chloride intracellular channel protein 2-like
Exons: 2
Coding region: 251-1015 (254 amino acids)
Biological process (GO): chloride transport
Cellular component (GO): apical plasma membrane; cytoplasm
Molecular function (GO): chloride channel activity
Source: RefSeq, a predicted model, not a curated record